AUGGAUUUCGAUUAAUAAAAAACAAAUGAAAUCAAACAAUAUCUAAAAUACAAAAGGCUUAUGGAGUGGAGUAUUGAAAAUGGAGUUCUGAUGAAAGGUGUAGAUUUUCCAGCUUCCUUUGGUGAUGUCACAGGAGUAGUUGCCUCUGAAGACUUACCAUCAAAUACUGCAUUUAUUUGCAUACCUUAAGCAUUAAUAAUUUCACCAGAUAAAUGUAAGAGUACCAAUCUUAACACAGUUUACAAUAGUCAUCCAGAAAUGUUCGACAAGGAUGAAACCAAUGAUGCAGAGUUUAAUAUGUUAGGUAUCAAAUUGAUAUGUAUCUAAGUUUUUUAUAUGUUCAAUGAAAAAAAGAAAGGUGAAUUGUCAUUUUAUUACCCCUACAUCUCAGCUGUCUAAGCAAAUAAUACAUUGUUAACUUGGUCUAAUGAAGACUUAAAGAAAAUUGAAGAUCCUAUCAUAUUGGAGGAGUUUGCCAACAUCAAAUAGGAUGUCUUAGGAUUAUGGGGUAAAGCAAAAUAAAUCUUUGAUAAUAAUGAGGAUGUAUUUGGAAUACCUAGAUUAACUGAUAAAAAGGACUUUUACUGGGCAGUUGAAUGUGUUAUGAGUAGAUGUUUUGGAUGGAGUCUAAAAUCUACUUGUAUAAUUCCAAUAGCUGAUUUUCUUAACCAUUCUAAUAGGGCUUGCACUCAUUAUAUGGUUCAUAAAGGGUUAGAAAAAGGGAUUCCUCUUAAAUAAAAAGAUCAGGCACAUUUUCAAUAGCAAUAUAUUUUAAAAAGAAACAAAAUCAAUUUGAGUAUUUUAGGAAUUGAGAAUGGAAAUGAAAUGUAGAUAGUUGAAGAUGAGAAAAUUAGAUUUGUUUUAGAUAAUAAAGAAUAUUUGAGAGAUUUAAAAGUUAUUGAUGAUCUGGAAAGCCUCUCAAUAGAUGGAAGAAAAGAAAUAAUUAAUUAGAUAUAUUAUGAGUAAAUGAUGUAAGAUCCUAAAAUGAAUGUUUGGGAUUUGGAUUCGAUGACUUCUUCGGAUAGUGAAGAUAAUGAUUCUGAUGAGGAAAUUAAACUAACAAAACAUAAAGAAUUAGAGAUUUUGAAGAUUAAGGAAAUUGCAGAAUGGAAAAGAAGGGAAGAAUAAAAGAGAAUUGAAAAAUAAUAUCAAUCUAUUUAAUUGAAAAAUCAACCUAUUGUCACUGUCACCUUGAAUCCAAAAAAGAAAAACAAAGUAAUCAUACGAGGCUUACCUUAAUAUCAAAUCGAAGCCAUUAAAGCAAAAUAGUAGAUUAUGAAUGGGAGAUUUAGCAAACUACAAAGCGAACCAACAUCAUCCAGUGAUAAUGAAAGUGAGACAAGUGAAGAGUCAAAAUGGGAUUGGUUGAAUGAAUAUGAUUAAGAUGCAUAUUUUUGUAUUGCAACUACUGAGCCAAUUAAGAAAUUUGAAUAGGUUACAGUCUCAUAUGGGCGAAGGACAAAUAGAUUUUUGAUCAGUUGGUAUGGAUUUGCAUUGUCAGAAAACAUCUACAGUUCAUUUAAUUUUAGACUAUGGCUAAAUACAGACAUUUUCAAAGAUUAAGAAAAAAGUAGAGAUGAAAUCUUGAAUACAAUAAUUAUUCAAAAAUUAAUACCUGAGGGUGAAUCAAUUUUAAAUACGAUUUUAUAUAAUGGUCAUGAAAUUCCGGUUGCAUCAUUAUCAAAGGAGUUCAGGAUUAAAAGGAACAAGCUGAACAUAGACACAAUCAUAUUUUUGCGAUUGCUCCUAAGGGUUCAUUAUGGAAAUGAAAAAGAUUUAUUGAGUACUAUCCCUGUGUCGAUCGAUUAUGAAAUUUUCGUCAUGGAAUUUUACUAUUCAUUAUUACAAAACUUAAUGAAAUCUUACUCUUAAGACUUGGCUUAAGAUCUUAAGGAGUUAGAAUAGAAAAUGGAAUAUCAAAAAAGAUUUGCAGUAUACAUAUAAUCUUUGAUUACUUAGAUUUACAUCAACAAAGAAAAAAAGGAAAUUCUGAUAGGCUAAAUGCAAAUAGUAGAAGAAGCAAUUAGAAUAUUACAGAAGUUUAAGGAAACUAAAUAGUUGAGAGAAAGUUAUCUGUCAGAUAUUAGACUGGAUGUAUCCUCAAAAAUCUCAUUAAUUAAAGGACUAAAGCAAUACCUUAAAUUUGUGUGGGAGUUUUUAUGA
Messenger RNA from Paramecium tetraurelia, 2163 nucleotides. RefSeq lists its product as uncharacterized. Gene Ontology annotation, biological process: peptidyl-lysine monomethylation. The transcript is spliced from 4 exons. The record is from RefSeq and is a predicted model, not a curated record. Lineage: Eukaryota; Ciliophora; Oligohymenophorea; Peniculida; Parameciidae. Gene Ontology annotation, molecular function: protein-lysine N-methyltransferase activity.